AUUGAUGGUUCCUUGUUUUCUCUUAAAAUCAAAAUGAAACUUCUCUCACUCUAGCAUCUCUUACUCUCCCUAAAUCCCAUCUAAUCCAAAUGCCUACCACACUUCACCACAGUUUAAAGCUCCUCGCCAGCCACUGCACCACCACCACCGCCACCUACAGCCCCACUGCCAGCCCCGUCCACGGCCGCCGCCGCCGCAAGACUCUCCGCAUGCUCCUCCUCCACGACCCGCCAGAAUCCGCCGACAGCCACGUCAGGGUCCGCUCCAGGCUAAAGGAUUUUCUCCUCUCCUCGCCGUCCCCGCCGCCGCCGAUCACAAAACGCCAAGAGCUAGGCAGCUUGCUCCCGUCUGUCUCCGCCGGCAUCGGUUUCCGAUCCCGGACUGGCUGUAGACUCCUCCGCGGUAGCGCCGCUGCGGUGCCGGUAUCUUUCCGGCGCCGAUUGUUGAGAAGAGCGUGGCGGCCGGUGCUGCUGUCUAUCCCUGAGUAGUCGCUCACUGUUACUGUCGUGAAAUUAUUAUUUCUUUUAUUAUUAGCUACUAUAUUGUGUAAUGUUUUUGCUCAUUAAUAAUUAUUGAUUAUUGCUGUUA
Messenger RNA from Vigna umbellata (rice bean), 588 nucleotides. RefSeq names its product 50S ribosomal protein-like protein. Lineage: Eukaryota; Viridiplantae; Streptophyta; Magnoliopsida; Fabales; Fabaceae. The record is from RefSeq and is a predicted model, not a curated record.